Molecule: messenger RNA, 600 nt
Organism: Kwoniella shivajii
Lineage: Eukaryota; Fungi; Basidiomycota; Tremellomycetes; Tremellales; Cryptococcaceae
Exons: 3
Coding region: 1-600 (199 amino acids)
Source: RefSeq, a predicted model, not a curated record
AUGGCACCACCUAAAGGAUAUACCAAUCCGUUUUACACUUCACCUCCCCCUACGACAUCAACCCCACCUCCAGCAUAUAACAAUUCUACUCGACCUUCCUCUACCUCGGCAUCUGCCGCACCCCAUCCGGCUUCAAACCAGCCUACGACAUAUGGCUCUCUUUCUGACUUGUCCAGAGGAAGGACAGAUACCGCUCAGACUUAUAGCUAUCAACCCAAACCCGAAAGACAAGGAUAUCGCUCUACCCCAGAACCAUCCUCAUCAUCAUCAGGUUCGGGUUUAGGCACAGGUGGAAGAAGGGUACCUCCCCUAGGAAGAGAAGGUAUGAUGCCUCAUACUCCACCUGAACCACCCAGAAGAAAUGUACCAACCACUCCUCCACCUCCACCAUCUCGUAUCGCACAGAUACAGGGAUACAUCCCUGAAAGUGCUCAAAACACUUUCGGCGUAGCAGCUGAUAGAGUUACUGACGGAUGGAGAAGUGUAGCUACUACCGAGAGGAAAGAUCAAGUACUAUCGGGAAUAGGUAAAUUGGGUGUCGGAGCGGCAAAGUUAGGUGCCAAAGGUGUUUAUCAAAUUGGAAAAUUCGCUUCAAAGUGA